Messenger RNA from Liolophura sinensis, 4157 nucleotides. RefSeq lists its product as uncharacterized. The transcript has 9 exons. The coding region runs from base 235 to 2361 and encodes 708 amino acids. NCBI's taxonomy places the organism in Eukaryota, Metazoa, Mollusca, Polyplacophora, Chitonida, Chitonidae. The record is from RefSeq and is a predicted model, not a curated record.
CUGCGAAUGAGAGAGAAAUGAAAUAUUUACAAGCCCCAGAUAGACAGUUGCAUAAAUUAGACAUGACUCCAUGUGAGGAAAGCAAAACGACAAUCUGAGGUUGCACUUUGAUCUUUCCAUGGGUGGAGAAAUAGAAAUUUGGCACACCCCCUGAACUCCUGCAACAACAACAACGCUGUGUUAAGUAAUGCCACAUCAUAGUAGACCUGUUGAUACCAAGGUUUUGACACUCCUAUGUCUGGGAGAGCAAAGAGUAACUCUGAGGCAUACUCAUUAGACAGUAUCUCAGGACUGGAGUCGUUUGACAGUAGAAUGGAAGCGUCUAGACAAGCCCCGCUGAUACACCUCGGGGAUGAGGACCCAGCGCUGUCGGUCCCAGUCCGGGAUGUGUCCAUGAGCAGCCAUGACAGCGGGCUGGCUGACCGGGAGCUGGAGUCUGGUGAUCGCUUUGAGACUUCUUCAGGACUUCCACCGUCCAUACCUGAGCAGGAUAGAGAACAGUCAAGGGAAGGAGUACAGCAACGACCUUUGGCCUCCAAGCACAGGGGACCUUCCCGACAGGGUUUUCUCCCCUUGAAGUCAUGCCCAGACGUUUUGCGCUCUAGAGAAGCAGAGGAAUCAGCACGAAACUUUGAGCGCAUGUUUGGACUUCGGUUAUCUGGACGCAGAAGACCUCGGCAUCCAGUGGGCCGAGUGCAGUCCGUGUCGGAGAGGUUUUACGAUGAGUCCGGUGAACAGAGAAGUAACAUCCGGCCAGAUUUGUAUGUUAGUUUUGAUGAAGAGCCAAGACGGGCUCAAAUAAAACAGUCCAAGAAACUACCCGGCUGGGCUUGGUACCUUCUGUCCAAGUCCCUUGGGGUGAAGUCUCACCCCAGGGAGAAGCCGAUCUUUGCCACAUUUCUUCACGUGUUGACGUUAACGUUUGGGCUAACAUUUCUGGUGACCUACACCUGGCAUAAGGUAUACGAUAUCGUCAGCAUCAUGACCAAGUCCACCGUUCUCACUGGCAUGGUGGAGAUUGUCAUCUGUAUCUGCUGGGUCUCCUUGACCAUUUAUGCCAAUAAGUGUGCAGCCAGGUUGUUUAGCAGUAAGAACUUCAUCCGCAGCGUACGCCUCCAUUCCAAGACAAUAUUCAAAGUGAGUGCGGUGGGGCUGAUGGGCAUUCUGGGUGUGUCGUUUAUGACUGUGAACAGCUACCACGCCGUCAGCACAUUUCAGGACGAACACUGUCUCUCUGUCAACCUCAGCUUUGUCGUGUGUAAAAUCGUGUAUCCAGCUCGUGUGUCCUUCAACAUCUUUGGAAUUAUCUGGAAUAUGAUUGUGGCGGCCGUUCUUCUGUCUGUCUGUCGCACGCACACAGUCGGCAUCAGAAGGUUCAUUAAGGAACUGGAGAUGGACGGGAAGAAAUAUGAAGACUUCUGGAAGGAGAGGAUGUCAGGAAAUCCCACACAGUCUUUGUUAGACCUAGAUAAUCUACACGACCUUGACGCCAUGUCUGACGGGGAGUUUGGGUCGGAGUGGAUAGUCUGGCAGGAGAACCAUGCUUCAACACCCCCGCAGGAUGACAGAGCUGAGGGCGUCCGACAGAGGUCAAGAUGCAGCACUGGGGAAACACAACACACAGGGGAGAUAACCCGCUCUGUGUCUCAGCUGGGGCACAGGCCCGACAAUGAAGCAGGGCUCACUCCAAUUGUAGAACCACUGUGGUCGACUAGCAUUCCUGAGUCUCCAGGUGAGGUGGGUAGCACACAACCCUCUGUAACUGGUCCCUCUUACCCUGGACCCGUGAGACGAUCCAGCGUCCCCGAAUCAGAGGCACAGCCAGCUAAUGGGCCAUCUGGUGACCAGUAUGAACAGGCAUAUGACAAUGAGGAUGGCGCCAACGCCCCUGCUGAGGAGAAUGGCUACCCCGAUGAUGAGGCUCCUCCCAUAAUGACCAACGAGGAUAUCCUGCUGUGUUACUGGAAGAUCUCUUGUCGCAUGCGAGUGACAUCCAUGUGUCUCCAGAGAUGGCUGUCCUCGUGGAUUGCCUUUGUGGUGCUCUGGUGUGCCAACUACAUCAUCUACUGGACCAGUCAUGACGCAACCAUCAUCGCCAUCGUCGAGUUUAUCAUCCCACUCCUCAUGAUUCCUCUGCUGGCGUCGGCGUACGCCGAGGCGAACACUGAGGGGCAAAGGAUGAUUCGAUCUAUUUGCCCCGUCCAAGAACGCCUCGCCCUGCUGUUCUACCUCAGUCAGCAACCUCUACAGAUGACGAUAUUCAACUUCCCAGUGACGUACCAAGGCAUUGUGGGUGUGAUAGCUGCGUUCUCUGUGGCAUUUGCUUCUAGGAUUGUUCUGGACGAGGUCUUAGUUAAGUGAGCUGUACCUGGAACUUCAGGAGCUUCUGUCAGAACGUGUUUAGGACCCAGGCCAUCAAGCAAAUGGAUAUAAUCUGACCUCAGGACCUCACCAGAUAAACUUCAGACCCAACCGCAGCCUUGAACGGGGAUUCCCCCCACUGUGUCGUUGUUGUUGAGGUCUCAUAGUGAUUUUAAGCCAUCCAUGUUGCUCUCUGAGAACAUUUACACAGUCGUAUGUUGGUUGAAACUCAUCAUGUGUAGAUCAAGUUAGUCAGUAAGUUGCCAAAAGCUGGUGGUUUAUUCCAGGCUUCCAGGCUUUACUCAUAAGCUAGGACCAUCAUCGUAUUAGUCAGACCAAUAAUAAAUAUCUGUUAGAUAAAUAAACAAAUGUGGGACAUUAGGAGAGAGAUCAUUAUUCCGUGUGAGCGUUUUCACAUGAAUUCUAGACCUGUACACAGAACAAACUUAUAUGAUGGCCUACUGUGAUGGAUGUUUUGUUUGUUAAGAGCUACAUGCAUCCAUUAAACUGUAGGGUAUAUUUUAACUUUUACACCUUCAUGCUUACAUGUAUAUAGUGUCUUUCGUAGUACACUUUUACUUAUGUGCAGAUGUAGUUUAGACGUCAGUGUUUUCAUUUUGUAUAAGUUUGUUUUAUUUACUCUACUGUUUUUCUAAAUGUGUUUAGAAGUGGCAUAAUAUUAACAGAUUUUAGAUUUUGCACGACUGAUUUUCUGAUACUAAAGCAUGAGGAGAUUGUUGUUGACUGUCUUGGUCAUUCUUCGUGAAGGUAAAUGUCUAGUUGAACUAUUGGAGAAGUGGAAAUGGAUAACCAUUUUAGUGUGAUCACUAAAAGGUAAGGCAUACUGAUAAAUGAAUGAAUUGUCAGUCAUCCAUGGGUAUUAAUUACAGUAGAUUGUCAGUCAUUUUAUCUGGAUUUUCUUUGUUAUUUGAAAGUUAUUAACCUAACUGAAUAGUAAUAUCGGCCAAAGCCUUGUUGUCUUGCCGAAGGCAUGUAUAGGAAAUUGCUGCUCAGUUUGUAACUCUGACAUGCAAAAAAAGUGGAAGUUGAACUGCUUUGCUUUCUUCUGUAUAUUAAAUGAAUAUCGACAAAAGGAUAUACAUAUUCACUUCAUUUGGAGUAAUGAGCAUUGACUUUGUUCGGCGUAAUGAACAUUGACUUUGUUUGGCGUAAUGAACAUUGACUUUGUUUGGCGUAAUGAACAUUGACUUUGUUUGGCGUAAUGAGCAUUGACUUUGUUUGGCGUAAUGAGCAUUGACUUUGUUUGGAGUAAUGAGCAUUGACUUUGUUCGGCGUAAUGAACAUUGACUUUGUUUGGCGUAAUGAGCAUUGACUUUGUUCGGCGUAAUGAACAUUGACUUUGUUCGGCGUAAUGAGCAUUGACUUUGUUCGGCGUAAUGAGCAUUGACUUUGUUUGGCGUAAUGAGCAUUGACUCUGUUUGGUGUAAUGAGCAUUGACUUUGUUCGGCGUAAUGAGCAUUGACUUUGUUUGGCGUAAUGAGCAUUGACUUUGUUUGGAGUAAUUAGUAUUGACUUUGUUUGGAGUAAUGAGUAUUAACAUUGUUUGGAGUAAUUAGUAUUGACUUUGUUUUGGAAAAGAUAUGUUUUUGAACUGACAACUUAUGUUGAUUUGGAUGUUGUAUGUGGAUAGAAACAUUAGUUUGUAAGAUUGUGUUAGAUUUUGUUUUAUAGUGUUACAGUCACAUUGUUUUUUUUCAGAUGAAGAAGUAAGUAGCCAUGAUAGAACAGAUAUAUAAAUACCAUGAUCUACCCUACAUACUGCAGGUAUUAUCUGU